AUCCACUAAUUUUGGUGGGUUGAAUUGAAUGAAUAAAAAUAGGAAGUAGUAGUUGAAUGAAACUGAAGCAAAGGAGUACGAAUAAGACGGUGGAAUGGCGUACGUGUCAGACCGCUUUUUCCCACCAAAUUGUUCCUUCCCAUCCCGACCAGAGGAAAAAAAUAUCAAUCAUAAUGUGUUGCUUUAUAAUUUAGAAAAAAUGGUUUCGGUGAAUCAAUGGAAUAUUAGCCGCUCGGUGAUACAAAUUGCGUCAGCGUUCCACCAAUUUUCUUAUCGUGUGGGAGUGGGAGUGAGAUUUUUCUCGACCGUAAAAAUCAGUGAUGAGAAGGUUUCGAAUAAGCCACCAAUAUGCACCGCCGACGAGCUCCAUUACGUUUCCCUUAAUACUUGUGAUUGGAGACUUGCUCUCUGGCGCUACCUUCCUCCUUCUCAGGCUCCAAGGAGAAAUCAUCCUCUUAUUCUCUUGUCUGGCAUAGGGACUAAUGCUAUUGGAUAUGAUCUUUCAACUCAGUCAUCAUUUGCUCGGUACAUGUGUAAUCAAGGAUUUGAUACUUGGAUUCUUGAAUUCCGUGGAACUGGGUUGAGCGUGCUGGAAUCAGAUUCCAGAAACAUUGACAAGUCUGCAUACACAGCAUCUAAGCAGAUGGAAAAUGCCAAUGAAAGAGGUCUUUCUGCAGCACAGCGGUCCACAAAUGUCCAGGGUGCUUCAGAAAAGCACCAUGCAGCCUUGGUCCAUGAAGAACCCACUGUGGUUUCAACAAUAUGGGAUGAGUCAAGACUGGUGACCAAACUUACAGAAACUUUUAUUCGCUUGUCAGAGAGAGUCUCUGGCUUUGUCAGUGGAAGUCGGUCGAAGAUUGUCUUUGCUAAACUUGUUCAUCGAAUAUCAAAACAAUUGGAAGAUUCUUUCCUUUACAAACGGGUCAACACAAUAAGGAAGAAAUUGUUAAGUCUGCUAGAGAUGAGGGAGAACUCAGUUAUCAUCGCUAGCCAAGUUGGGGCACUGAGCAAGAAGCUAGUAAAUAUCUUUGAAGAAGGUCAUCGUUCUGUUUCAUCCCCAUUAUUUGAUCUGCAACAACGUCUAACAACUACAAUGGGAGAUUUUCAGGAACAGCUUGACUUAAUCCUUAAGUAUGAUUGGGACUUUGAUACUUACCUGGAAGAGGAUGUCCCUGCUGCGAUGGAAUAUAUAAAGGCCCAGACUAGACCAAAGGACGACAAACUACUCGCAAUCGGACAUUCCAUGGGAGGAAUAUUACUGUAUGCCAGGCUAUCACGCUGUGGUUUGGAAGGAAGAGAGCCUGGAUUAGCUGCUAUUGUUACUUUGGCUUCAUCACUUGAUUACACAUCAUCUAAGUCCGUACUCAAACUGCUUGUACCCCUUGCUGAUCCUGCUCAGGUUCUCAAUGUUCCCGUCAUUCCUCUAGGGACAUUACUGGCUGCUGCAUAUCCUCUUACAUCUCACGCUCCUUAUGCCUUGGCUUGGCUUAAUGAAAUGAUAUCUGCCACAGACAUGAUGCAUCCAGACCAGCUGGAAAAACUUGUACGGAACAGCUUUUGUAAUAUUCCUGCUAAACUUCUUUUGCAGAUGACUACGGCUUUUCAAGAGCGAGGGCUCUGUGAUAGAAGUGGUAAAAUUUUCUACAAGGAUCACCUUCACAAAAGUAGUGUACCUGUCUUGGCUCUUGCAGGAGAUCUAGACCAAAUAUGCCCGCCGGAAGCUGUAUACGCAGAAACAGUCAAGCUUAUCCCUGAGAACUUAUUGAACUACAAAGUAUUUGGCGAUGCUGAUGGUCCACAUUAUGCUCAUUAUGACUUGGUGGGAGGACACAUGGCCGCAGAACAGUUGUAUCCUUGCAUGGUCCAAUUUUUAAGCCGAUAUGAUGGGACCAUUUAGGAGGUGGAUAUGCUUUGACAAUCAUGCUUCAGACACUGAGCUUCAUAUCAGUUGGCAUAUCAUCGAUGCAUCUCAUGCUUCUUUAUCAUCACUACUUGUUUCCGAUGAUGCUAUAAACAAGGGAAAUUGUGAAUACCCGAAAGCUGAGGAGAGCUCAUGCACAGGAAGGAAUUUGGCAGAUAUGGUUUGUGUCAACCUUGUUUGUAAUAUCAUCCUUUUUGGUUGCUUUUCACCGGACUUUCAACAGGCGUUUGUAAGAACUGAACUCACAAACAUCAAAAUUGGAUUUGUUGUUUGUGUUUGCUUAUACUUAAUUAGAAUAAGCAAUUGUCUUAGGCGUUUGUAAGUUAGAAUAAGCAAUUGUUUGAAAUGGAUUAUGUUAAUCAAUUGUGUUAAGCGUUUGUAAAUUAGAAUUUUAUGUGUUUACUUAUACUAAUAAUUUCCAAUUUUAAGUUGCUCCAA
Solanum dulcamara is the source of this 2359-nucleotide messenger RNA. RefSeq lists its product as uncharacterized. The record is from RefSeq and is a predicted model, not a curated record. The transcript is spliced from 10 exons. Bases 95 to 1897 code for a protein of 600 amino acids. NCBI's taxonomy places the organism in Eukaryota, Viridiplantae, Streptophyta, Magnoliopsida, Solanales, Solanaceae.